This is a messenger RNA of Polyodon spathula (Mississippi paddlefish), 1819 nucleotides long. RefSeq names its product growth hormone-regulated TBC protein 1-like. The record is from RefSeq and is a predicted model, not a curated record. The coding region runs from base 385 to 1452 and encodes 355 amino acids. Lineage: Eukaryota; Metazoa; Chordata; Actinopteri; Acipenseriformes; Polyodontidae. The transcript has 9 exons.
CAGCGCCUAUGUAUGUGUUUGUGAAACAUGUGAAGGGGAGGGAGAGGAUAGGUAGAGAAAGGGGCAAUUCCCAAACAACUGUCUACAACUCUGUUCAGCGACUGCCUCCUUUAAAUAAGCGCGAGUCUGCGUGUUGCACAUUUGCAAAGGUGAAAAAAUAUAGGCAGGUGGAAAAAAAAUAAACAGCGUGUUUCAAAUUACACGGGAAGACUGGAAAAGGUUGGGAGAGAACGGCAUCGGAGUGCAACGGUUUAAUGCUACAAAGUUGCCAUGAGCAUUUUAUUUUGAAAACAGUCGGAAUGAACCGUGGAUAACAACAAUAAUAAUAAUACAAGAGCUCAGUUGCACCAAACGCGGGUUCUGCGGUCCAUCAAGCAAUUUUCAAUGGAUAAACAGAACGGGAUACGGCAAACCGAGAACAAGCAAAGCCAGUUUGACAGAAGCCCUGCAAAGGAGCGGAUAGGCAGGAUUGAUCCUUACGGGUUUGAAAGAUCAGAAGACUUUGAUUAUGACUCUCAUGAAGAAUUUAUGUCCGUCUAUCUUGCCAUCCUCACUAGAAGGUCGAUCAAGUGGUCCAAACUUUUAAAGGGAAACAAUAAAGUGGUAAAAAAUAUAAAAGUGAAGAGGUAUGUAAGGAAAGGCAUUCCAAACGAGCACCGCUCCCUGAUCUGGAUGGCAGCGAGCGGGGCGCAGGCUCAGCUGGAGCAGAACCCGGGGUACUAUCGCAAGCUGCUGGAGGGAGAACGGGACCCCAGACUCGUGGACAUGAUCAAGACAGACAUGCACAGAACAUUUCCUGACAACGUACACUUUCGGAAAAAUGCUGAUCCCUGUUUGCAGCAGACCCUGUUCAACGUGCUGCUGGCGUAUGGGCAUCAUAAUUCAAAUGUGGGAUAUUGCCAGGGCAUGAAUUUUAUCGUGGGAUAUCUGAUCCUCAUCACGAAAGAUGAAGAGAAGUCUUUCUGGUUGUUAGAUGCUCUGUUGGGGAGAAUAUUACCUGAUUAUUACAGCCCGGCCAUGCUGGGACUGAAGACUGACCAGGAGGUGCUGGGAGAGCUGGUAAAACUGAAGGUCCCCGCCGUGGCAGAGCUAAUGGAGACGCACAACGUCAUGUGGACACUGGUGGUGUCGCGAUGGUUUAUCUGCCUCUUCAUCGACAUUCUUCCUGUAGAGACUGUUCUCCGUAUUUGGGACUGCUUAUUCUAUGAGGGAUCAAAAAUUAUCUUCCGCGUGGCCUUGACUUUAAUCAAGCAUAAUCAGGCUUACAUACAGCAGGCCACCAACUUCCCUGACAUCUGUGACAAGUUCAAGGAGAUUAUCAAGGGGGAGCUUGUGGAGGACUGUCACACAUUUAUGCAGAAAAUUUUCACAGUACCUGGCAGCCUGUCCAUGGCGACCAUUACCAAACUUCGGGAGACGUGCCAGGCAAACGUAAUUGCUCAGGGACUCUGAGUGUUUUCUAGUUUGGGAAACUAGACUUCUUACAUUCCUAGAUAAUGAUUUGCACUGUGUAACGAUUCACCAGCUUCCAUGACGGUUAGAGAAUCGACCAGUUUACGGCCUUUUGGGGGGGCGGGGCGGGGCGGGGAUUGUGUUGUACAUAUGAGUAGAGUUCAAGUUUUAUCACGUGACUGUAAAUUUAAUGUGUGUAAACAAAUUUAUACUGAUCUGAAUUAGUCUUAAGCCACAGAGAUGAAUAUUUCUGUGAAGAGUAAACAAGUCUUUAAUAUAAUUAGCUUUUUGUUGCGAUAACAGAAUGUAACUGUUUUUUUGAAGGCGUUGCAAUGUGGUAUAAAAUUAAAUUGCCGGUUGCACUACA